This is a messenger RNA of Conger conger (European conger), 2376 nucleotides long. RefSeq names its product transmembrane and ubiquitin-like domain containing 1 (gene tmub1). The transcript is spliced from 3 exons. Bases 424 to 1359 code for a protein of 311 amino acids. Gene Ontology annotation, molecular function: protein binding. Lineage: Eukaryota; Metazoa; Chordata; Actinopteri; Anguilliformes; Congridae. The record is from RefSeq and is a predicted model, not a curated record.
CGAUUUCUGGGCCUGGUUAAUCAGCACGUUUUUAUAUGUAAAUUGUAGAGUGAGUCUUGGUCACUUUUUGUUGCGUUUGAAACAUCUUGCUCGCUAGCCAGCUAAUAUUAGCUAACGCUAGCUUGCUAUUUUGGGGACAUAUGGAAGUUGCUUUUAGUCUUUAUUGAAAUUUGUAGCUUGCCAGCGACAGCAACGGCUAACCGUUCUUAGCAUGUUCGGUAGCUAGGGUCAUUGUUAUGUAACCGUUUCGCGAUGUGCAUUCACAUCGGCGUUUCAGACAAAUAUAAAUUAGCUAACUAGCUUUUCCUUCGUUGUACUUGAGAUUGCUAGCUAAGUAGCUAAUAUGCCUUUCCUUCGCUUGGCGGCUGUUCAUAUUAAAGGUGCCUAGCUGAACGUUGCCUUUGGUCCGGGACCGGCCCCAGGAUGGCUCUGAUCGAGGGCGUGGGGGACGAGGUGACCCUGCUCUUCGGGGUGGUGUUCCUGGCUCUGGUGCUGGUGCUGGCGUGGGCCUCCACCCACACGGCCGACCGCUCCGAGCACCUCUUCACCCCCGCCCCCGCCUCGCACAGGACCGCCUCCUCCUCCUCCUCCUCCUCCUCCCCGGAGAGCUCCGGGCCCGAGCCACCCUCCCCGGAGACCGCCCCGACGCCCGGGGGCCUGGGGGAGGAGGGGAAGCAGGACGAGCCCCCCCGGGAGGCGGGGGCCGAGGGGCGGGAGGAGGCGGAAGCAGGGGCGGAGGUGCAGGGUAGCGCCCCGUCGGACGGGGGGCUCGGGUCGGACGGGGGGCUCGGGACGGACGGGGGGUUCGGGACGGACGGGCUGCGACACAGGGAGACCGCGGGCGCCGCCCAGACCGGCGCCGGUCCCGCCCAGCCGCCGCCGGACAGCGCCGAAAGUGCCCCCGCGGACGACGCCCAGAGGAACAUGGUCCUCCGUCUGAAGUUCCUCAACGACACCGAGAGGGUGGCCCAGGUCAAGCCAGAGGACACCAUCGGCUACAUCAAACGGACGUACUUCACGGGGCAGGAGCACCAGGUGCGGCUGAUCUACCAGGGCCAGCUGCUGCGGGACGACGCCCAGACGCUGGCCUCGCUCAACCUGGCGGACAACUGCGUCCUGCACUGCCACAUCUCGCAGCACGCCACGCCCCAGGUGCCCGCGGGCGCCCGAGCCGCCGACCAGGUGCACGUGGCGCUGAACGUGGGCAGCCUGAUGGUGCCCUUCUUCCUGCUCAUGCUGGCCGUGCUCUGGUACUUCCAGAUCCAGUACCGCCAGUUCUUCACCGCCACUGCCACCGCCUCCCUGGUGGGCCUCACCAUCUUCUUCAGCUUCGUGGCGUUCGGCCUCUACCGCCGAUAAGGGGGGGGGGGAGGGCCCACGCAAACACACACGCACACACACACAUACAGAACAUAAACACGCAUACAGAACAUAAACACACACACAUACAGAACAUGAACACACAACACACACGCAGAACAUAAACACGCGCGCAGAACAUAAACACACACACACACACACACACACACACACUCGCGCGCGCGUGCAGAACAUAAACACACACAGAUACACGCACGCGCGCGCAGAACACACACACAUACACACACAGACAUACACACACACACACACGCGCGUGCGCAUAGAAAAUACACAGAGACGCACGCAUACAUACGUCGAACACAGGCGCACAGGGCACAGCAGUGGACAUAGCAGUGCGCACACACAAGACAACCAUGUACAUGCGCGCGUGCACACACACACACACACACACACACACACACACACACACACACACACACACACACACACACACAAUGGAAGACACAUCCUCCCUCCAUAUUACUCAGCACCGGCCUCUGUUGCAUUCUGGGAAGGAUCAGCCUUCAGUGACUGUAAAAGGUGAAGUCAAAGGGGGGGGGGGUGGUAAAGUAAUCUCAGAAGCAAGAUAUUUUCUUUAUUUUUUUGGUUUAUUUGUAUUUUUUAUUCACAGGGUGUGUUGUUUUCAUCAGAAAAUGCGUCCCUGUAGAAAAUGUCACGCAGAUGGAUAUGUGCUAUAUAAUUUUUUUUUUUUUUCAAUGUAUAAGAUAUACAAAUGUAUAAGAAUAAUUGGUGGACUCCUCCUGCCUGUCCUACUUUUUAUUUUUUAUUUUUCUUGUGUAUGGGUACGCAAGCAGACAGGGGCGUGGUUUAUCGCCCCGGGGCAUAGUCUCCGGGAACUCUCGCCCCCUCUACGGGCAGGGCCAGACGUUUCGCUCUCCGUUCUCCUCAGUGGAGGAGGAACUACUGCUGUUGUAUGUCUUGGACUUGAAGCAUAGACUGUAAAAUACGGCUUUUAAAAACAAAGGAAAAAAAUCUAUUAAAUCAUUCUUUUAUUUA